This is a messenger RNA of Cuscuta campestris, 4370 nucleotides long. Lineage: Eukaryota; Viridiplantae; Streptophyta; Magnoliopsida; Solanales; Convolvulaceae. The record is from the annotation of a GenBank genome assembly.
GCAUCUCAAUUCGCAGUGCUGCUCGAGUAUAAACCCACAGGCGCCGAAUAUCAGGACUCUGAUGCUCGGCCAUAAUUUUUUGGAAUUGGGAUUCAUUACCUUUGUUGAUUCGGUAAAUUGAUCAAUUGAUGCGCAAGCUACACGGUCGAUGUUGCAUCGAUCGUGCCCUUGUCCGUUUAGGAGCGUAAUAUUUUCUUCAGCUGUAAAAUGCUGCAUACACUUUCUGGACCCUAUUCAGAUUAAGGGUGGAGUCAAGUCAAUAAGGUACCAAAUAGGUGCUCGUAUUAUAUUUAAUACACCGAUGGAAGAGUAGUCUCUGUUGGAGCUACAGUGUGUCUGCGUUGUAAUUAUUCUACCAUGGAGUCAAAUGUCAACCAACCAUCUGCAGGAAUCUGUGGAAAUACUGCCAUGUGUAUCUCUGCCAUUAAUGUAUUGUCUUCUAGCAAUAGUAGAAAAGAGCAUAAGGUGUGCCCAAGGGCUUCUGCUAUAGCUCCAAUGUUGGAGGAUCACAAAGCAUUAGAAAAGCAUGAUGAUGGUAUGCACAUCCUCAGUGUCGGGGAAGCUGAUAAUAUUUCCAAUGAAAAUAAGGAAGAUAAACUAAAGAUGGCGGAGGAAUCUAUGAAACACCUACAGGACCAGCUUAAUUUGGUAGUGAGCAAUGAGGUGGCAACUGGCAAUGCUGGUAACCCACUGGAUGAUGCUUGCAUUGCAGAAAAACUUAAGGGAUUGGAUAAGAUCAUGCACUCUUCUGAUGUAUCAGAUGCACAUGCAUCUUCAUUAAAAGCCCGUGUGAAUGAUGGUACCGAUGAUUCUGAUGUUGAAGAGCAAGAUGUCAAAGUUUGUGAUAUAUGUGGGGAUGCAGGUCGAGAGGAUUUACUUGCCAUAUGUUGUAGAUGUGCUGAUGGGGCUGAACAUACUUAUUGCAUGCGGGAAAUGCUUGACAAAGUUCCAGAGGGUGAUUGGCUAUGUGAAGAAUGCAAAUCUGAGGACGAAAUUGAAAAUCAAAAGCAGGGUAAAACUAGCAGGGCUGCUGUUAAUGAAAAUAGAUAUUCUUCUAGACAAAAAACCAUCAUUGAUUUUGAUCACCAUGGGAAGGCAGAAGCCAAAGCUUCUGAUUGUGUUGGAGUGAAAGAUGCUAAGGAAUGCUCUUAUGCAAAAGUAUUUAGCAGAAGGAAUAUGUGUGAUAGUGAAACUAUUUCUGUUGCAAAAAAGCAUGCUCCUGAACCGCUUUUGAGAUCACCAAAGGCAGAAAGUCCCAAACGGGUUCCUAUGCUCUCUCGAGAAAGUUCAUUUAGAAACUUGGAGAAAGGGAAAGUGAAACCUGUACAUCAAGUUGGUGUGGUUAAUGACUCUUGUGCUUCAGGUUUCCAGAUGCAAACAUCUAGAGGUACUUUCUCGAAGUCCAAUUCAUUCAGCUCCUUGAUUGCCAAGCCAAACAUCAAACUUCGGGAAGAAGUUUUUUCUGGAAAGCCAAAAUUGAUGAGAGAAACCGCUUUUAUUGAUUCAAAAGAGGGAGCUGUUAGAUCAAUGAGCAAAUCCGUGUCUUUCAAGCCUUCAACCACAAGUCGUUCCAACAACAUUGAAUUAAAAGGGAAGACGAUCUCACCCAAGUUUUCUCUUGAUCAGGAUAUAAAAUGGCCAAGACAUAAAAAAGAGCGGAGUUCUUAUGAAAGGAAGAAUUCUCUAAGAUCCAACUGGUUGGCUGGUGGCACUCUCUCUUCUCUCAAAAAUGAUAAUAAACCAGCGCGUCGAGGUGAAGCUUGGAAGCAGGCCUCAUCUGUUGAUGGAGUUUCAGUUGUGAAUAGAGAUAGCAGUUUUGAAGAAAAUCCUUGCCAGGCUAUUCCAAAGGAGAAUUCAUCAUCCAGUUCCUGUGUUGCUGAGAGACUGCCAUUGAGUUCUAAUGAGGUUUUAUCAGAUGGGCUACCUCAGUCCAAGGGAUCAACAACUUUUGGUGACAAGGCAAGGGAGUGUUCUGCAAGCCAAUCAAAACAGAACAGAACCCACAGUGGAAAAGCUGUUUCAUGUCAGAAAUGCAAAGGAAAUGGCCAUUUAGGACAGUUUUGCACAGUUAAUGGAUCUGAUUCUCCUGCCUUAGACUCUCCUGUAAAAAAUUCUAGAGAGGACACAAAGGGUCCAAGCGAUUUGAAGGCUGCCAUUGAGGCUGCCAUGCUCAGGAAGCCUGGAAUAUGCAGAAAUAGUAGAGUCACUGCUCAAUCUGAAGUCAUAUCAGCAUCAAACAUGAAGAGUGAAUUACCUGCCCAGGAUCAGGUAUUUUCUUCAACUGUCAGGAGGAAUGGUAAUGUGGCACACAAUCACGAAAGUACAAAAAAUGCAAAGCAAUUUGGACUUCUUGCUGAAGACCCCGUAAGAAUCAGAGAUGCAGGAAAGCAAUCUUUAAUUGACAUGGAGCGUCAGACUCUGGCAGCGAUGCCUGUUCUUCUAAAAACAGCCAUUCCAGAGUACCAGUGCAUAUGGCACGGGGGUUUCGAGGUUCGAGAGAGUGGAAAUGGAUUCUGUCGGUAUGAGGGGAUCCAAGCUCAUUUGUCAAGCUGUGCAUCUCCCAUGGUUCUUGAUACUGUAAACAAAUUCCCUCGAAAGGUCAUACUGAAUGAAGUAUCUCGUCUAAGUAGCUGGCCAAUACAGUUCCAGGAGCGUGGUGUUAGUGAAGAUAACAUAGCCAUCUUUUUUUUUGCUAAAGAUAUAGUGAGUUAUGAGAAGAGCUACAAAGUUUUGCUUGGGAAUAUGGUAAAACAAGAUCUUGCUCUUCAGGGCAAAGUUGAAGGCAUUGAACUGCUGAUAUUCCCAUCAAACCAGCUCCCUGAAAAGUUCAAGCGAUGGAAUAUGAUGUUAUUCCUGUGGGGUGUGUUCAGAGGGAAGAAAGCAAAUGCUCCUAGUUUGCAACAUUUUCCUGGGGCUGAGAAGCCAAUGUCUCGAAAUAUCGCCAUGGCCACCACAUUUCCUGAAAAUAUAUUCUCCACUGUGCCUAAGGUGAACUCUGCAUGUGGUAGUGCUGCCUGUAAUUCCGAAAUGCCUAUAAUAGAGUCAGAAUCCACAACAUCACUUAGAUCUGUAAAUGGAAAUUGCAGUACUCAAUUGUCUACCCAGGUCAAAGAACCUGAAAUAUUCAGCUGUGCUAAUAUGACUGGUCCUAUGUCUGCUCAAGAGGCUUCCCCACUUGACAGAGAGAAACUAUCACUGUUAUCUGCUGAAACAUCAACAAGUAUGCCGGAGGUAACUUCUGUUGGAAGCAUGGCAAAGGAUUUGAGUAGCAAAGAUGAUGUGAAACUUGAAGGAAUGAGGUUGAACAAUGCAUCCAGCGAGGAUGGAGCUAUUUUGGCAAGGCAUGAACAGGCAUUGCAUGUAAACCACAAGAAACGUUCGCAUUCAGCAGAGACUGUGCAGCAAUCUGCAUCAUCCUCUGGGACAAGUCAUCAUUUUCCAAUUUAUAUUGAUGAUGAGAACUUGGUUGAAGAAAGAUGCAGCAAAAGAUGGAAACCUAUUCUGGACCGGUCUUAUGAACGUGAUAAUGACCCAACUAGUUUCUCAAAGGAUGGAUUCUUAUCAAAGAUGAACAGUACAACUCCCCAGGAGAACGAACGCGGUGGAGCUCAGAGCAAGACCGCAAUCUUAGAACACAUGGGAAAUUCUGAGAUGUCUUUCAUCCCAGUUGACCCAUGUUCUGAGGAUGAUGUUGGUUCCAAUAAUAGCUCGAUACCUUGGAAAGUACGCCUUCUAAAGGAAGAUCAGCCAUGUGACAAAACACCAAAUCUUGAGCUUGCUUUGGGUGCUGAAACAAAGCCUCUGAUGGAUGGGAUUCCAUCUUUUAUAUCGGGAAGAGUCGGGAAAAAAAUAUUGCCGGAGAAUUCUUCAGAUUAUGAAGCAACAAGUUUCAAUGAGGAUGGUGUUUCUGCUGCUCUUUCACUCUCCCUUUCAUUCCCUUUCCCAGAAAUGGAGCAGGGCAGUUCGGUUUCAAAGGCUGAGCAGGAAAUUCCAGAAAGAAGGCAAGUCAAUACAUCAUUUCUCCUCUUUGGCGGGCCUGAAAGGGAUAAACAGUGAAAAGGUACCAAUAAUUAUCAUGUACAUUAUACCUAGUCCGUACGGAUUUGUUAGGUGCACAAGAUCAGAUGUUCAUAAGUUUAAAGAAUCCACAGCUUGUGAUAGGGUUAUGUUUUUCUGUUAUAAUCACAGUUUGACAGUACAUAGUCAUCGGUUUGUAUAUAAAGAGUAUAUUUAGUCCUUAAGCCUCUGGCACCAUAGACGGACGGCCCCACCCCUCACCCAAAUGUUUUGGGUCUGAAUUUUUGAUUCACUGAGUCGGUUCUUGGUUUUCAUAUUGUUUGGAAUGAUCAUAAUAAUAGUACAUCAUGGAU